Molecule: messenger RNA, 993 nt
Organism: Lottia gigantea (owl limpet)
Lineage: Eukaryota; Metazoa; Mollusca; Gastropoda; Lottiidae
Exons: 2
Source: RefSeq, a predicted model, not a curated record
AAAUUUGCUUGUGCACAGUGUUCGUUUAAAACGGCACGGAAGAGUCACAUGGACAAACAUUCAUGUUUUCAUGAAAAUCGCAACGUUCAACUGUUAAAAUGCAAACAAUGUACGUUCGUAGCCAUUAGACGAUGUCAUUUAAAUCGUCACGAACUUCAACACCAUAGCACUACGAUCCACUCCUGUGACAAAUGUACAUUUACGACCAACCAAGCGUUUUAUUUACGGCGUCACAAGCGUCUGAAGCACAAAGCCAACAAGAAUUUCUUUACUUGUCCGGACUGCGACUUCACAACUAAUCAACGAGUGAAUUAUACCAGGCAUCUAAAAUUACAUGUGGUCACAGGAGAAAAACAAAUCUACAAAUGUGACACUUGCAAUUAUAAGACGGACGUGAACGCACGGUUUCAGCGUCACAUGACGGACGUUCACGGCGACGCUAGACCUUAUUUAUGUGACGAUUGUGGCAAAUCCUUUAAAAGAACUGACGCGUUGAAAGCUCAUAAAAUAACCCAUUUACAGCGAAAGGAUAGAAAUCUACCUCAUAUUUGUGAGAUCUGUUCUAAAGGAUUUGGUUCCAGGGCUCAUCUUAAAGAACACGAGAUAACGCACAAAAAGGAGAGGCCGUAUUUAUGUCAUCUGUGUGGAGCGUCAUUCAAGACUCAAUCCGUACAGAAAAAACACAUUGCAACAAUCCACGUGCAUCCGGGUUCAUUCACUUGUGACGUCUGCAACAAAAGUUUUAAUACAAGAUUUACUCUAAGUCGCCACAAACGAACGCACGAUAAUCCACCUCAAGUCGUUACCAACGUCAGCAUAGUGAACCUAAAUGUAGCAGACACAAUCGAACAAACUGACCAUUCAUUAGUCUCGGAUGUUAUCGACGAGAAUAUGGGAGAACCUUUCGACCAAUCAGAUGCUUUAAGACAGACGUAUACGCCAAACGAGACUACAACGGCUCUGUUUUAUUUAGCCGAAAACUUAACUCUUUAG